This is a messenger RNA of Medioppia subpectinata, 1471 nucleotides long. The record is from the annotation of a GenBank genome assembly. NCBI's taxonomy places the organism in Eukaryota, Metazoa, Arthropoda, Arachnida, Sarcoptiformes, Oppiidae.
CAUUUAUUCAAUGAAUUGAUACACUAUUACUACUAUUAAAGUGAUAUUUUAAUGAUUGAAUGAACAAAAUGUCAGUCAAACCGAAAGUUUGUUUGGUUUGCGGCGAUAAGUCAAUUGGCAAGAACUUCGGCGCCGUGUCGUGUGAGUCAUGUAAAGCCUUCUUCAGGAGGAAUGCGGCAAAAGCUGAAGAAUAUAUGUGUUAUUUCAACGAUAACUGCAAAAUAGAUUUGAUUACAAGAAGAUUCUGUCGGACGUGUCGUCUGAAGAAGUGUUUCGCUAUUGGGAUGAGACAGGAUUGGAUCCUCAACGACAACGAAAGGGAAGUCCGGAGAAUCAAAAUCGAGACCAAACGACUGAAGAGGAAGCACAGCGUUGGCAACGAUUUCAUCGACUCUUCGUCGGCCAGCGACUCAUCGCCCGAACCGUCAAACACUAUCAAUACAUACGGCGACACCACUGCCAUCACCGGCACAGACAUCACACCCACUACUUCCACAAACACUUCUUCAUACACCACUCCCAUCCAUACCUCCGCCACCAAUACCUAUGACAACACAAUCUGUUUGGAUGUCGACGCAUACCUACCGGACACGAGUGAUCCCACGGACGACAACUUACUUAUAGACAACACAAUCACCGACUUCUUGGACCUAACCCUCGAGCCGGUAGUCCAUCGGCCGAUCACUGACUACAACCACUCGUUCAAUGAGAACGAGUUCGGCCGACUCAACGAACUGAUCGCCGCCACCAGUCAUUUGCAGCGACACUUCAUACCCGUCGUGACCGACGAGUUGACCCAUUUUCAGGACUGUAUCGACUGUAUGGUCAGCAAAAUAGAGAAAGACAUCCCGGCGUUGGUCCGCAUGUGUAAGAGUUUGCGAGCGUUUCAUACGGUGUGCGACGGCGACCAGAUCUCACUGCUGAAGAUGGGAGGCCUGGAUGUGCUUCUCCUCCGGUCGAUAGUCUCGUACGACUCGCUCACCAAUAGUUGGAUUAAUGACAACAAAUCCACGAGAGUUAGCGUUGAUAUGUGGAGGAAUGCCACAACGGAGGGCGUGUUUGAACGGCACACCAAGUUUAUAGCAAAUAUGUUCAGCCUAUGGGACGGCGAUCCUCUCGUACUUGAUUUGUUGUCGGCAAUAUUAAUGUUUAACCCGAAUCGAUCGAAUCUCGCACAUAAAGAGACAAUAAAACUUCAACGACAAGUUUACACACAUUUAUUGCAACGCUAUUUACACGUGAAAUACGGGUCGGAAGACGAGGCAAAGACACGGCUUAUGCAAUAUAUAAGUAAUUUUGAUGAUAUAUUUGCGUUGAGCCGAUCGCACGCCACUUCCUUUAUGGUUAAACAAGACUUCUCUAUCAAUCCAUUUCCUCUGCCACUACUCAAAGAGAUUUGCGAAACAAAACCUUCCCAUCAAUUGACUGUUUUAUAAGGAGGGAGGGAGAGAGAGAGAGAGAGAGAGAGAGA